Molecule: messenger RNA, 675 nt
Organism: Rhizophagus irregularis DAOM 181602=DAOM 197198
Lineage: Eukaryota; Fungi; Glomeromycota; Glomeromycetes; Glomerales; Glomeraceae
Source: RefSeq, a predicted model, not a curated record
ACGAUCAAAAAAUAUUUCUUCAUAAAAAAAUCAAUAAGGUUAACAAAAAAACCUUAAUUCCACACUCAUUUCUUCGUACAAAAUCAAAAGUUAACAGAAAAAUCAAAAUGAAAUUCAAGCUUUUCUACCUUUUCUUCAUCUUGGCCAUUUUUGCUGCUGCUACUUUUGCACUUGACGAUCAUUUGGUAAAACGUCAAGAGAAAGAUGAAAAAGGAGAUGUUGAAGCAAAACUUUUGCCCGCUAUUAUUAUCAAUCUUGCUAGAAGAUUUGGCGCUUCUCUUGUUGCAAAGUGUCGCGCUAACUCUUGUCGUGGUAGAUGUCCUAAUGUACUUUGCAAAGCUCCUACUUUGUCUUGUUGUAACCUGGCAUGCAAAAUCGGAAUUGGUGCUCGCAUUCCUCGUGUCGGCGGUCGGUGUUAAAUAAUGAAGACCCCUUGGAGAAUUCACAUAUUUAAUUAUAUACUUUAAAUAUUAGAAGGUUAAAGAUGACUUUCUUUUUUCGAUUUUUUUUGUUAAUCUCAAUAAUAUAACUUUAGUCUAGACUUUAGCAACCAUUUAGACUUUUAUAUAAUUAUAAUUUGUUUCUAGUAAAUUUAUCAGUUUUAUUAUUUAUGUAUCCCUAGAUUAUUUACGUGAUAUAAAUCAUAUUAAUAAAUAAAUAUUUAUUUAUACUAAU